This is a messenger RNA of Tetrahymena thermophila SB210, 1716 nucleotides long. Its product is annotated as cyclic nucleotide-binding domain protein. The transcript has a single exon. The record is from RefSeq and is a predicted model, not a curated record. Gene Ontology annotation, molecular function: protein binding. NCBI's taxonomy places the organism in Eukaryota, Ciliophora, Oligohymenophorea, Hymenostomatida, Tetrahymenidae.
AUGAACACUGAAGAAUAGUUUUUGAAAAUUGAAUUUUAGUAAAAGUUAGAAGAAGCUGAUUACUUCUUCAACUUACCUUCUCCGGAAACAGCUCCUUACGAUAACAAGUACAAGGCUCGUGAGAUUUUAUAAAAUCUUUUAAAGCAUCACUUUUUUGAUAGCGAUAAUGAAUUUAGAGCAGAAUAUAAAAAAAUAUGCCAAGCAAUUAUCAAGAUGAAAUUAGGUGAAAACUUCUCAGAAACUGAAGAAAACGGUUUAGCAGAGGGUUUUUAUAGGUAGGCAUUAGAGUUGUUUUAGUAGCUUUAAUAUGAAGAUAUGCGCCAAUAUUUUAACUAUUUACAAGAGUUGUACAAUAUCUAUGGUCUUUUGUGCAUAAAUAGAGAUGAAAAUGAAAUGGGGUUGGCAUUUUUAGGUAAAAGCAAAGAACUUUAUACAAACUUACUUGCUUCACUCGAUUGUUAAGAAUUAGAUGGUAAGAAACCAAAGACUAUUGUGAAUAUUACUUCAUAAUUUAAAGAUAGCGAAACUUAGCGCUUUUCAUAUGUUUAUGAAGGAGGAGUAUGUCCUACUAAGACAGAAUCUCUUUACACUCAUACAUUAUUUUAUUUAGCUCAAGCCUACACUAAAUUAGGGCGUCGUGAAUAAGCUGCAUAAUAUUGUGGUGAGACUAUGAAACGUUAGCACGCAACAAGUACAUAUGAAUUGAAAGAUUUUUGUGUUAAUUGCAUCAGUUUAGCAGAAUAUUAUCAAGGAAUAGGAAAUUUCGCUUAAGCUUAAUAUCUUCUUCUGGUUGGCGAGUCUAUAAUUCCUGAAGGAAAAAAAAGAAAAUUAAGAGCUACUUUCUAAAUGAGUCUUGGACAUAUGAUGCUUGAUUACAUGACUUAUAAUGUGAAAGCACUUAAAAGUGAUAACAAAGAAUAAGAAAUGUAAAAUUUUGCUAAGAUUAUUAACAACAAAAAUCUUUUCUUCGAGUCAGUAAAAACAGUACCAUUCCCUAACUUAAAGGUAGCUAAAGAUAUGGAAGAAAUAAAGAGUAUUUUCCGUUAAUCAAAUACCUAAUUUAAAAGAGCACUUGAGUAUUUUAGAUUAGAUGGAUUUGUAACUGAGCAUAUUUAAAUUAUUGAUGGCCAAAGCUCUCUUUACAAAUAGCUUAUCGAAUUAGAAGAUAACUUUUAGUUAGUCAUAGCCAUGCUCGAUAAGAGAGCCUAAUUGCUUGAACCUAUCUACAAAGAGCUUAACCCUAAAGCCUAUAUUGAAACCUGGUAAAAGAUUCUAGUUGAACUAUCUGAAAUUUAUCAUGAUAUGUUUAACAUUAACUUCAACGAACUAUUUUUAAAUACAAAUAAGCCUCCUAAACAAAGCAAAAUAAAAGAAAUGAAUAGUCAAGGCGAAAAAGCUAUAACUUUAUUCGAAUAAAUAGCUUAAAUUUUACUGGAUGAUAAAGAUGCAUAGAAAGACACCAGCUAUUACCACUCCAUUGUUAAUGCUAAGUUUAACAAUGCAAAAAUAUAUUCCAAGUUAUACAGAGCUGAAAAGAAAGAUAAGGUUGAAAUGCUCACUAAAUCUCUUAAUACUUAUAAAUGGAUAUCAAAGUACAUUAACGAAGAAGUAAUUAAAUUCGGUGCCUUAGAUGGAAUAUUUUCAUAAGAGCUUAAAAUAUGUAAUGAAAUGUGUGAACUUUUACCAAAUAAAAUUGAUAAAGUAAACAACUCCUGA